AUGGCUUCUCACGACUCUUACGACUCUUACCGCCCCUCGUCCACCUCCCCGCCCCGUCACUCGCACCACCACAAUUCCCACCACUCAAACCACUCGCAACCCCGCCCAGCACCCCCGCCCCCUCUCACCGCGGCCGCAAAGACUACAAUCAACAACCUCAAAACGACCUACAAGAAACGCGGCCACUUUGAUACCCUCCGGAAGGACAUCUACCAGAACUUUGCCGACUCUGAAGCGGGCAAGUCGUUCACCCUAAGGAUUGAGCAAACAACAACUACAGAGAUUGAGCGCGACCCAACACUGCUUGUGCGCGACAAGAGCUCGGCGGCGGAGCUGCUCGAGGGCUUUAUAGGGUUGGCCGAGGCCGAGAGGGAGGUGGAAAGGAUGCUGGCGGAGCGGAGGUGCGAGAUUGAAGACAAGGUCAGGGGUAUCAUGAGGGAGAAUGGGGUCGAGGAGAAGGAGAAGGAGCAGGAGCAGGAGAAGCCGGUGCCCCCACAGCACGAGAGAGAAAGGGAGACGCAAAGGCAAGACAGGCCUCAGGAGCACCAGGAGAGGGAGCAGGAGAUGGCAGAACCCGAUCAAACCCAUGACCAUGCUCAUUCGCAUGAGCAGGACGAGGAUGACAUGGAAAUGGACCUGGUGGACCUGGUACCCGUGCGUGAUGCCACUCCUCCUCCCCCGCCUCCGCCGCCUCCAAAGAGGGAGAGGGUGUCUAGGUUUGAUGACCCAAUUGGCCUGCAUCGCAGGAAGAUUAUUAUUACUGAGAACGGCACGGGGACUGGAACCGUGAGUUAA
Morchella sextelata is the source of this 795-nucleotide messenger RNA. RefSeq lists its product as uncharacterized. The transcript has 2 exons. The coding region runs from base 1 to 795 and encodes 264 amino acids. The record is from RefSeq and is a predicted model, not a curated record. Lineage: Eukaryota; Fungi; Ascomycota; Pezizomycetes; Pezizales; Morchellaceae.